GUCCUUCGUGUUUAGUAUUUUAAACGUGAGCAAGGAGGCUAAUAUGCCUUGUUUAGUAUGAGUUUACAGGGACUCUAUUAUUGGGAUAUCUGCCAAGGUCUUGAAAACAUUCCAGUUAUCAUAGAGGAAAACGUUACCAAAGGGGAAUUUCCUACAUUUCAGUAUUCUCCAGAUAAUAUUAAAGGGCCAGGAUGUAUCAUAGAGCCCAGUGAGUGUCUUCUUCCUGGAUGCUCCUGCCAAUCUCACUCCUGCCUGAUAGAGAGCUGCUCUUGCCUUCAGAGAUAUGGGCCGACAUAUGACAGCCAUGGUCGACUCUCCCACCAUGAGAGCCCAGACACCGGUUACUGCAGACCUGUGUUUGAAUGCAAUGCUCUGUGUGGCUGCGGUGAGGCCUGCUAUAAUCGGGUGGUUCAAAGAGGCCUGGGGAUUAGACUGGGGGUCUACCUCACAGAGGACAGGGGCUGGGGGUUGAAAGCCCUGGAAACUAUUCCAUGUGGGACCUUUGUAUGUGAAUACGCAGGAGAGGUGAUAGACUAUGUUGAGGCCAGACACAGACAGCUAGCUCAAAGCCCUGAGGACAACAAUUACAUUAUUACUGUGAGGGAGUAUGCAGGACAAGGAACUGUCAGUGAGACGUUUGUGGACCCAGCCAUGGUGGGAAAUGUAGGCCGCUUUCUGAACCACUCCUGCCAGCCUAACCUGGUCAUGGUGCCUGUCCGAGUCCACUCCCCGGUGCCCAGACUAGCCCUAUUUGCUGGAAGGGACAUUACCCUUCAUGAGGAAUUGACAUUUGACUACUCAGGAUGCUUUGGCAACAAGACAGCUGUGGAGAAGAUGCUGGUGCAGACUGCCCCUGGCACAGAGGCCAGCUGCACAGCCACAAUUGAGAGGAAACCAUGCCACUGUGGUGCCUUUAACUGUGCCAGGUUCCUGCCAUUGGACAUUUCGGUAUUCAACAAUUAGGAGGCUUAGUUCUUAAACUUCCUUGUGUGUGGGCGUUUGUAACUAAAUGAUCAGUAUUUGUUGGAAGAUCAAUGUACUAGGACUAUGAACAUGUAUGUAUACAAGACAAUCAGUUUGUUCUUGCAUGGAAUUGUGUUUCCUGUGCAUAUAGUUGUUACUUUCAGAAACAUCCCGUUAUUAUCAAUAAAACAAUAUGAAGCAUCUACAAGUCUAGUCAUCCCUGCUCCAGUCACAGACGACCCAUCUGGCUUACUGAUGAACUAAACACAUGCUCCAUCUGUGUAGAAGACUACACUACAGUAGCUGAAAGUGUAUAUCUUUGGUGUCUGUCAAUUACAUUUAUCAGAGAGAAAGCUUGUUAUGUAGGGCAUGUCCCUUCAGACAUAGCUAUCAACACACUUCAGUCCACAAGUGUCUUCUGACUCUGGCCUAUAUAAAACCUCUGCCCCACUUUGCAUAGAGUACCAGGACCUGGAUGGAGGAUAUCUUUUAACAAACAGACACUAACUUUGUGUACAAGAACAUUCAGUUUCAUAAUGAUGUUUAUUCUGUACCUUGUUGUUCAAAACUCACAUUGACACAGGCUUUACAGCUAAUUUGUGUCUUAUCAGUCAACUCUACAAUUGUAUUCUGCAUUUCUCUAACAUUGUGUCUCAUCAAAGGUAUCUUAAGAUCUUCAUGGGACUCAAAUCUCUGGAGGUGAGAGCAAUUAAAGAAGGCCGGAGGGUAUUUUCAAAUAGAAACGGGUCUCGUUCCCCUGUUACAGGAGGGGCGAAGGUGGCCCACUUACUGUGACCAUUCUUAAAUCAGGACCCUCUCCUUUCUAACUGCUCCAUUUCCAGUCUAGACCUGUUUUCAUCAGUGCUGUUAUAUUAAUAUCCACAUCUGGGCUAAUUAGAAGGGAGUGUUCUGUCCAAAAAUGAGACUAGAGCUCCUGUCACGUUGAGCUCCACUGUAUUGGAAGUCCUCUGCCAAUCACAGUUCUGCAUCAAGUUGAUUUGUUCUUUCUGUGAGAGAAAUAAACUAUAAAGGACUGAGUACAGCACUGAGUACAGCAUUAACCUACAUUUACUUUGCUCUAGUUGUUUAAUGAUAUUGGCAAUGAUUGAUGUGAACAUAAUUUCUAAGUGCAAUCUGCAACAACCUGUAUGA
This is a messenger RNA of Osmerus eperlanus (European smelt), 2115 nucleotides long. It is a transcript of the gene setmar, whose product is annotated as SET domain and mariner transposase fusion gene. The record is from RefSeq and is a predicted model, not a curated record. The transcript is spliced from 2 exons. Gene Ontology annotation, molecular function: protein binding; histone methyltransferase activity; zinc ion binding. Bases 58 to 963 code for a protein of 301 amino acids. Gene Ontology annotation, cellular component: nucleus. Lineage: Eukaryota; Metazoa; Chordata; Actinopteri; Osmeriformes; Osmeridae.